ACGAAAUAUGGGUUUACAAGUACAAUAAUAUAAUAAACUCAUUAAAUUUAAGAGUUAGUUACAUGGCUAAGUUAAUGAUGAUGAUGCUAAUGAUAAUUGUGACAUUCUUUUGCACCUUCUUUGGUUGUGUAGAGCUAGUUAAGGGGCAAAAUGAUAAGGUGUGCAAUCAAGCUAAUUCUAACUACAAAGAUGCCUUAGGUAAAGCGAUCUUAUUCUUUGAAGGACAACGGUCGGGUAAGUUGCCGGCGAGCCGAAGAGUCAAGUGGAGAGGUGAUUCUGCCCUAAAUGAUGGCAAAUCUGAUAAUGUGAACUUGGUAGGAGGAUACUAUGAUGCAGGAGAUAAUGUGAAGUUUGGGUGGCCAAUGUCAUUUACAACAACCUUAUUAAGUUGGGCAGCAAUUGAGCAUAACUCUGAAAUUUCUUCAGCCAAACAGAUUGAUUACCUUCGCCAAGCCAUUCGUUGGGGUUCCGAUUUCAUCUUAAAAUCUCAUACCUCGUCUACCACCCUCUACACACAGGUAGGAGAUGGAGACGCAGAUCAUGCAUGCUGGGAACGCCCAGAAGACAUGGACACACCAAGAACACUCUACAAGAUCACGUCUUCGUCCCCCGGAACAGAAGCCGCCGCAGAUGCCUCUGCUGCCUUAGCAGCUGCAUCAAUUGUGUUCAAAGCCGUUGAUUCCACCUAUUCUUCUAAGCUUUUACAACAUUCACAAUCUCUCUUUGACUUUGCAGACAAGUACAGAGGAUCUUAUUCUGCUUCUUGCCCUUUUUAUUGCUCUUAUUCUGGUUAUCAGGAUGAGCUUCUAUGGGCUGCAGCAUGGCUCUAUAAGGCAAGUGGUAACAGCAAAUACUUGAACUACGUUUCGAGCAAUAAAGGAUGGAGUCAGGCAGUUUCGGAAUUCAGUUGGGAUAACAAGUAUGCCGGGGUUCAAAUUUUGCUAGCCAAGGAAUUCUUGGCAGGCAAGAGGAUGCUGAGUGAUUAUAAAAGUAAAGCAGACUCAUUCGUAUGUUCGAUUGUGCCUGAAAGUGGUUCUGCCCAGUUUCAAACAACGCCUGGGGGACUUCUAUUUGUUAGGGAUGCCGCAAAUUUGCAAUACGUGACAAGUGCAUCAAUGAUCAUCUCAAUCUAUACUAAAGCUCUGAAACAGGCGAAUAUUUCUGGUGUCAAAUGUGGCUCGGCUAAUCUAGCUCUUUCGAAACUUACAGCCUUCACAAAAUCACAGGUGGAUUAUAUUCUAGGAAAUAACCCUAAUAAAAUGUCCUACAUGGUGGGAUUUGGAAGCAAGUUCCCACAACAAGUGCACCACAGAGGUGCCUCAAUCCCAUCCAUUAUGGCUCAACCAGCUAAGGUAGGUUGCAACCAGGGCUACUCGAGUUGGUACAACAGUAACAAACCGAACCCUAAUGUCCACGUUGGAGCCGUCGUUGGAGGACCCGAUGCAAACGAUCAGUUCAAGGAUGUGAGAUCAGACCACACCCAUUCAGAGCCCACUACUUACCUAAAUGCUGCUUUUAUUGGUUCAAUAGCGCCUUUGCUAUCCGGUGAUCAUUCAGCAGAAUGUUUGAACUUGAGGAAGACUAAUGAGACCUCAGAUGUGGCCGAGACAAUGUAAUAUACAUAUAAUCCUAUAUCAUUUUAAAAUAAUUGAAUUGGGCAUCAAGCAUGUAUAACUAGUAUAGCAUGCAUGGAUGACUGCAAAAAACAUGAAAGGAUAUAAGCUAAGAUUAUUCUAUUAGCAUAUAUUGUAUACAUGUAACAUGUUAAAUUUUACAAUAUUAGGCAUGGAUGGUUGUAAAAUUAUUAUUUAUAUAUUCGCUUGUAUACAUUGUACCCAUACAUACAUACGUACAACAUAUAUAUAUGAUGUUUG
Messenger RNA from Chenopodium quinoa (quinoa), 1874 nucleotides. RefSeq names its product endoglucanase 20-like. The coding region runs from base 63 to 1616 and encodes 517 amino acids. The transcript is spliced from 8 exons. NCBI's taxonomy places the organism in Eukaryota, Viridiplantae, Streptophyta, Magnoliopsida, Caryophyllales, Amaranthaceae. The record is from RefSeq and is a predicted model, not a curated record. Gene Ontology annotation, molecular function: hydrolase activity, hydrolyzing O-glycosyl compounds. Gene Ontology annotation, biological process: carbohydrate metabolic process.